Drosophila sechellia is the source of this 2262-nucleotide messenger RNA. RefSeq names its product exocyst complex component 7 (gene Exo70). The coding region runs from base 90 to 2171 and encodes 693 amino acids. NCBI's taxonomy places the organism in Eukaryota, Metazoa, Arthropoda, Insecta, Diptera, Drosophilidae. The transcript is spliced from 8 exons. Gene Ontology annotation, cellular component: exocyst. Gene Ontology annotation, biological process: exocytosis. The record is from RefSeq and is a predicted model, not a curated record. Gene Ontology annotation, molecular function: phosphatidylinositol-4,5-bisphosphate binding.
GUUUCGUCCAACCAAAAUAAAAGAGAAUUGUUUUUAUAUCAGAACUACUGUUUGUUUUUAAAGUAUUUUAGCUAUAUAUACGCUCGAAAAUGAACAAUUUGGACAGUUCAUUGCAAGCGCACAAUAAAUUGGAGAAGGAAGCCACCAAUUUAGCUCUGCUGAAAGAUCGAGUGGAUAAAUAUCAUGAUCUGUCCACGCAAAUGUCCAAUAUUCUAACAAUCUUCGAGAAGCGCCUGGGAAACCUAGAGCAGACCAUAUUGCCCGUGUACCAGGAGACGGAGCAGCUCCAGAAACGGCAGCAAAAUCUGGAAGCUACUCUCAAUUGCCUGGAAAGUGUCCUGUCCCACUACGAUGUCUCCCAAGAGGUCUGCCAGUUGAUUCACCAGGGCCCGGUGGAGGGAAACAUCUCCGUUUUCCUGGACGCACUAGCCAAACUGCGCGAUGCCAACGAUUACUUUCGGCACAACAAUUCCCAGAGCGUGGAGCUGGAGAAUGUCACCAGUUUGUUCAACACCGGCUGCGAAGGUCUGAGUCAGCACUACAGCAUGCUCCUCAAGAAGCACAGCGCUCCGCUGAAGCCGGUGGAGCUGCUGGAUCUUAUCUACAUAGAGGACGAUUCCAGCGAUGAGUACACCUCAUUCCGGCAGCUCUCGCAAACGACGCGCGAGGAGCUGUACACCAUCUCGCACUGGCUGGAGCAAAAUUUAAGGGAGUACACCAAUAUCUACGCGACGGAACGUGGCGAAGUGGUCCUCCGAUCGCUGCAGCUGCUAAAGGAUCACCAGAAGAGCAACAGUUGGGGUCACGAGGCUCUGAGACCUCGACACAGUGGACGCCAAACGGAGCCAAAAAAGACAACCUCCGCUCGUCUUCAGCAAAUAUUCGAAAAGAAGGCAAACAAGUUAUAUUUGCGGGCGACACAGACGAUUGAGCAGUCCACAGGGUUCUCCAUUAAGAAGGCAUCCUCGCACAGCGAUCACCUGACCUCCGAGGAUUUGGUGGAUGGCGAUCAGGAACUGGACAAGUACCUGGUCAUGCUGCUGGGACUCCAGCGGCUACUUAACUGGGAGCGAGCCAUCAUGAUCGACAUUAUUCCCCAGUCGAAACACAACGAGGUAUUCGCCACCUUGGCCUAUAAUGCCAUCGAUCUGGUGGUCAAGGACGCUGAGGCCAUAACCCAACGCAUCCUGCGCUGCAUCUCCCGCAAGGAGUGGACCUCGGCGUUGGGAAUAUUCUCCGCCCUGAAGCGGGUUAUACUGCUGCAGCCGGAUAUUGACCGCACAUACGAUCCUGCGCAAAGGGAACAGCUGAAAAAAGUACUGAAAAAGUUGCAGCAUACCGGUGCCAAGGCAUUGGAGCAUUUCCUGGACGUAGUCAAGGGCGAAUCGAGCACCAACAUUGUGGGCCAAAGCAAUGUUCCAAAGGAUGCCACCGUGCACGAGCUGACCUCCAAUACGAUCUGGUUUAUUGAGCAUUUGUACGAUCAUUUCGAUGUGAUUGGCUCCAUUUUGGCACAGGAUGUCCUGUACUCCACGCAAUUGGACACCAUUCUGAUGAAGAAGGCGCUGCCGGUUGAGGAACGCAAUAAGGCGCUCUUGGCAAUAUACAUAAAGAAAGCUUUGGCCGAACUGAAUCUUUCCAUCAUGAACAAGUGCGAGCAGUACAAUGACCAGGCCACCAAGCACCUCUUCCGCCUAAAUAACAUUCACUAUAUCCUCAAGUCGCUGCAACGCUCCAAUCUUAUUGAUUUGGUCACCCUGGCUGAGCCUGAGUGCGAGCAUAGCUACAUGGAGAUGAUACGUGAACUAAAGGCUAGCUAUCAAAAAACCUGGUCCAAGAUGCUGGUGGGCAUCUAUUCCUUGGAUGAACUGCCCAAACCAGUGGCCGGCAAGGUCAAGGAUAAGGAUCGCAGUGUGCUCAAGGAGAGAUUUUCUAACUUCAAUAAGGACUUUGAGGAGGCAUGCAAAAUCCAGCGGGGCAUCUCCAUACCCGAUGUGAUCCUGCGCGAAGGCAUCAAACGUGAUAAUGUGGAGCACAUACUGCCCAUCUACAAUAGAUUCUACGAAAUUUACUCUGGAGUGCAUUUUAGUAAGAAUCCCGACAAAUACGUCAAGUACAGACAGCACGAGAUCAACGCUAUGCUGAGCAAGCUCUUUGAUGAUUCGGCUUAGAUGUAAAAUGCAGGCCAGGCCUUAAGUGCAUUCCUUGUAAGUUCGUUGGGGGCUUUAAUUCAAACUCAAUAAAUAUCGUUUUAAAAAAGUA